AUGGAACCAGAGCCGUCCCUUGCCGCUCUCCUUGAGGCUAUCACAGCCCUCACAGCCACAGUUGGGUCCUUGCAGGACCAAAUCAAAUCCCAAGGUGAGCAAAUCACACAGCUCACCGCCAUAUGCAAGGAAACCAACGACCUUGUUGGUGACAAGGACCAGGGCGGAGCCCAAACCAAGCCUGGCCCAUUGACUGGGCCUGUCACCCCUCCUACCCACUCAGGAGGGGAAACCCACACUCCAGGCACGGUUAGGCCUGGACUCAAGGCCCCCUUCCGCCCCUCAAGAGGAACAGGGUUUGACUCCAAGGAAGAAGAAGAGCCAAGGCAACCCAAAAAAGAGCCUCAGGGAACGCCUAGGCGGUCACUCAGCUCCCUUACCCCCUUUGACGCAGGAAGCGGCGUAAAAAGGCCCAAAAUGGAUCUCCCCAACCCUUAUAAAGGAGACACCAGGGGACGCAAGGCCACACAAUGGCUGGACCGCAUGCUGCUUUGGGUAGCCCUACACAGGGAUCAAUUUGACAAAGAGGAGCAGAUGGUCGUGUGGAUACUUUACCACAUGACAGACAAGGCAGCCGAUUGGGCGCUCCCCCUCAUAGGGGCCAUUAUCAAGGGCAAGGGGAACCCUCCCACUACUAUCCCGGCCUUAAUGGCCAAAUUCAAAGAGGCGUUUGCCAACCCCAAUGCUAAACGGGCAGCCGCCAGAAAGAUUGCCGCGCUGACUCAGACAACCACCACGUCUGAAUACGUUACCAAAUUCCGCAACCUCAUGGCGGAACUUGACUGGAACACUGAGGCGUACAUUGCCCAGUUUACGCGCGGCCUUCACUGGAAGGUAAAGGAACUCUUGUCCACUAAAGACAAUAUUCCUGACAAUGACCUUGAGGCUAUAUUCGCCGCCUUGGUCAAAAUUGACAACACUUGCUGGGAAAACAAGGAGAACCGCCCAAAGAAGGCACCCGCCAAGUCCCUGGCCACCGUGGCCACUUCCACUACCACCACUAGGGUCUGCCUAUCCAAGGACCCCAACUACGUCACCCCGGAAGAAAGGGACUGCCGCCGCGCAUCAGGGCUCUGUGUCAAGUGCGGACAGAAGGGACACGGGAUCAAGCAGUGCCCCAAUGGCUGGAAAGCCACAAUCAAGGAGGCCGCCAAGAUAGGAGAAGUUGUGGAAUUGGAAAAAGAGUAA
Messenger RNA from Rhizoctonia solani, 1188 nucleotides. Its product is annotated as Retrotransposon gag protein. The transcript has a single exon. The record is from RefSeq and is a predicted model, not a curated record. Bases 1 to 1188 code for a protein of 395 amino acids. Gene Ontology annotation, molecular function: nucleic acid binding; zinc ion binding. Lineage: Eukaryota; Fungi; Basidiomycota; Agaricomycetes; Cantharellales; Ceratobasidiaceae.